Phyllostomus discolor (pale spear-nosed bat) is the source of this 1327-nucleotide messenger RNA. Its product is annotated as olfactory receptor 491-like. Gene Ontology annotation, cellular component: membrane. The record is from RefSeq and is a predicted model, not a curated record. Gene Ontology annotation, molecular function: G protein-coupled receptor activity; odorant binding; olfactory receptor activity. The transcript has 2 exons. Gene Ontology annotation, biological process: sensory perception of smell; G protein-coupled receptor signaling pathway. NCBI's taxonomy places the organism in Eukaryota, Metazoa, Chordata, Mammalia, Chiroptera, Phyllostomidae. Bases 276 to 1208 code for a protein of 310 amino acids.
CCUCAUCCUCACAGCAUUUAUGUAACUGUGGUCCUUGAUCAGGGGGAGCAUUCAGUGGUUUACAGUGUCAAGUAUUCAGUCCACAACUACUUAUAAAACUAAGUGGAAAACUUAUGUUUUAUAAGAUUCUCUUUGGAAUUCAUCCUCAACAAUUCAGGCUCUGAAGAACUGCCUCAAAGCAGAGGAACUUUGCCUUUGUCACAACACAAUGGCAAAACAUGGGGAAGCAUAGAAAAUAUUCACAUUUCCCUCAGCAGGAGUAAUUCACAGAGGACAUGGAGGUUGGAAACCACACCAGCGUGACUGAGUUCAUCAUUUUGGGGUUAACAGAGAAUGCUACAGCUUGUGUCAUUUUAUUUAUUGUGUUUCUAGUAAUCUAUGUUGUCACCUUAAUGGGCAACAUCAGCAUAAUCAUGUUAAUCAGAAGCAGCCCUCAGCUUCACACACCAAUGUAUCUUUUCCUCUGCCAUUUGGCCUUUGUAGACGUUGGUUGCUCCUCAUCCAUCACACCUGUUAUGCUCAUGAGCUUCCUCAAGAAAGGAACCUCUAUCAGUGUUGCUGGUUGUACAGCCCAGCUCUGUACUGCUGUUGCAUUUGGGACAGCUGAGUGCUUCCUGCUGGCUGUCAUGGCCUAUGAUCGCUAUGUGGCCAUCUGCUCCCCACUGCUCUACUCCACACACAUGUCCCCCAGAAUCUGCAUUCUCUUAGUGGGAAUGUCCUACUUGGGUGGGUGUGUGAAUACUUGGACAUUUACUGGCUGUUUAUUGAGUUUGUCUUUCUGUGGACCAAAUCAGGUAGAUCACUUUUUCUGUGAUUUCUCCCCUUUGUUAAAAAUUUCCUGCUCAGAUAUCUCUAUUAUUGAAAUUAUUCCUUCCAUCUCUUCUGGGUCCAUUAUUGUGGUCACAGUGUUUGUGAUAUCUGUCUCUUACACCUGCAUCCUCACCACCAUCCUGAAGAUGCGUUCUGCUGAAGGACGACAUAAAGCCUUCUCCACCUGCACCUCCCACCUCACUGCAGUUACUCUGUACUAUGGAACGAUUACCUUCAUUUAUGUCAUGCCCAAAUCCAGCUACUCAACUGGCCAGAACAAAGUGGUGUCUGUGUUCUACUCAGUGGUGAACCCCAUGUUGAACCCUUUCAUCUACAGUCUGAGGAACAGAGAUGUGAAGGAGGCCCUGAGAAAGGCAAUUGUCAGAUUACAUUCUUAGGAUCCAUUCUCACCAUGUCAGAUGUCCUGUAAUGUUUGUGUUUGUCUGUAUCACACUGAGGAGCUACUAAAUACUGCAUAACUGAUUACUUAAAUUAAAUUCAUACCUCUUCUAACUCU